CCUUCUACUUUUUGGGUUAAUCACUCAGCGAUGGUACUGAGUGGUCAAGACUAGCCUGGCGCUACUUAUUCCAGCAGUAGGCUCGAAUAUUAAUUGAAUUGGUUGCCCUUUCACACACACUCAACUGCUCUACUUUCACUAUCAUUAUACUCACUCUUCCAUUCAAUUAAACAAUAACUCUACUGUACUGUACUAGCAAGAAAUGGAACAGCUCAUGGUUUCCUCAUCUCCCAUGGCACCUGCCUCUCUACCUCCUUCUCUUCCGGCAGAUAUUAACCAGCUCCCUUUAGGCCUUCAACAGAUGCUUCAGUAUGUUGUCAAAAGUCAGCCUGAAUGGUGGGCGUACGCUAUUUUCUGGCAAACGUCUAAUGAUGAUGAGGGGAAGGCGUUUUUAGCUUGGGGAGAUGGGUAUUUCCAGGAAAGUCGUGCAGGUAGUAACAACAAAGGCAGUGGCAGGAGCAGCGGCAGUGGCAGCAGUUUACAUUCACAGGCCCAAACUGAGAGGAAAAAAGUUAUUAGAGGAAUUCAAGCGUUAAUGGAUGGUAACGGGGAUAAUAGUCCGGUGGACGAUGUUGAUGUAACCGACCCUGAAUGGUUCUACGUGAUGUCCUUGGCUGGUUCUUUCUCUGCUUUCGACGGAACGGUUUUGGGUAAAGCCUUGGGUAGUGGUGUUUUUUUGUGGCUGACAGGUUCGGCUCAAUUUGAGGCUUUUAACACGUGUGAAAGGGCUAAAGAAGCUCAGAUCCAUGGGAUUCAGACACUUGUUUGCAUUCCAACGACAAACGGCGUGCUCGAAUUGGGCUCGACUCACCUAAUCAAACAGAACUUGACCUUGGUUCAACAGGUUGAGAACCUGUUCCUCUGUUGUCCAUCCGUUCAAUUUCUCGAGGAAACCAUUUGUUUUGCUGAUAUUGGCCUUGUCACCGGCUUGCAACAAGGCGAUUACAAUGAGGAGAAAUUUGUAGAAAAUAGACAAAAACAGCAGCUGCCCGAUUCCGGUAAACUAAAAACAGUAGCCAAAAAAAGGGGAAGAAAACCCAAGGGUUUCGUGGAGGAUGUUAAUAUGGUGGCGAUGAACCACGUAGAGGCUGAGAGACAGAGGAGGGAGAAGCUGAACAGCCGAUUCUACGCGCUACGCUCCGUAGUCCCCAACGUCUCCAGAAUGGACAAAGCGUCGUUGCUAUCAGACGCAGUGUCGUACAUCAAUCAACUCAAAGCCAGAGUGGAUGAACUCGAGUCGCAGCUAAUCGAUAGCAAUAAUAAGAAACUGAAAAUCAUAACGGAGUCAUCAUCAGCUGAUAACCAGAGCACUACUACUUCACCUGACGACCAAGUUGUUAUCAAGGCCAAUUCAACGGCAGCGCCCGCGGAGGUUGAAGUGAAGAUAGUAGGCACAGAUGCAAUGAUCAGGGUUCAAUCCGAAAACGUAGAUUAUCCAUCAGCGAAACUCAUGAAUGCUCUUCAACAUCUACAAAUGCAAGUACACCAUGCCAGCAUCUCAACCGUCAAUAAUCUCGCCAUUCAUGAUGUUGUGGUUAGAAUUCCUCAGGGAUUAAGCACUGAAGAUGAAUUAAGGACCGCUCUACGCAGUAGAUUAGAACACUAAGCUAGUUACCCUGAACCCGAAUUUGUUGGAUCAGUAAGCUCCGAAUAUUAUCAGUGGUACUACAGUCUUGGUUGUUUUUCACAACGGCGAAUAGUUGUGUCGUUUAAUGUGUCUUUAAGGAUGCUUGCCUAUCUUUCAUAUUUUGUGAAAUCAAUCAUAUGUUAUAAAGCUAA
Molecule: messenger RNA, 1779 nt
Organism: Capsicum annuum
Lineage: Eukaryota; Viridiplantae; Streptophyta; Magnoliopsida; Solanales; Solanaceae
Product: transcription factor MYC1
Exons: 1
Coding region: 203-1606 (467 amino acids)
Biological process (GO): regulation of DNA-templated transcription
Cellular component (GO): nucleus
Molecular function (GO): protein dimerization activity; transcription cis-regulatory region binding; DNA-binding transcription factor activity
Source: RefSeq, a predicted model, not a curated record